CGACACAUUUCUUAGAUUGGAGAAAAAGAGUUCGAUGAUCUGAAAUACUGCAAGAGGAGUACAUCUUCCACGUUCAUCUACGUAGUUGUACGUUAUUUUCUCGUUAUUUUUAUUUUCAAUGAACUGUGAAAAGUCAGGUUUGAGUCAGGUUUGACAACUCGUAUGUCCCGUAAAAACGUCUGAAAAGCGGAAGUUACCAAGAUACUGUUGAGAACUAUUGGAAAGAAAAGGAUAUAUUGAAGCAAGUGAAACAUCUCUUUGUUGUAUUUCAAACAUGGAAGGCGAUGUGUUUGAUUUUCCAGGAGAAGAAGGCAAUGGAAAUGAUCUGGUUCCUAGUCGGGAAGCUCAUGUUGCUCUUAGGGAAGGUAAAGAUAUUAAAACUUUACCCCACUGUUCUGGGGUAAAGUGGCAAGGGAUGUACUUCUAUGUUUUGAAAAAAAAAUGCACCAAAGGGUUGCCUCCAUCUUAGAGUUACCCAAUAAGCAUUCAUUAUCACCCAACCUGGUCUCAGUUGUUCAAAAUGUUGGAUAUCACUAUCCAGUGGAUAAUUAUCAGGGGAAACCAAUUUCGUUUUACUCUGAAUAGUAACGUUGUCCACGUUUUGAACAACUGGAACCUCAAGGCAAUACGUACAGCAUCACAAAUGACUGACAACUGCUUUUAUUUCACCAAACGUAAGACUGCAUUCUUUAAUUAAAGAAAUAUGCGACGACAUAAGUUCUAGCAAGUUAAUGACUGUAGUUCCAAGGGCUAUCAUUAAGAGGUGGGGACCGGGGAUUUCCCCCGGCUACUAUAAAUGUGGCCCCCGGCGGCUUUCAUAGGAAAAUAGAAGAAAAAUAGAACCAAACAAAAUCCCUAGCUGUUUGAUUCCCUGCCAACUUGUUGUAUUUACCAGGCAACUUGAAAUCUUAAUGACAACCCUGAGUAAUUCCUUUAGUCUAUCAGUCAGUUCAUGUAUCAUUAAAAAGGUACAUGUAUCCUGCUAUUAUCAAAGAGAAACUGUGUUUAAAACAUGCAUAGCAAGUUGUUCACCACUGUUCAAAUCUUGUUUCUGGUGAAUAAAAAAAACUGAGUGAAGUUUCAUGAAUGAAAACAGCAAGAUGCCCUCAGUUGUUGUCUUUCAGUUUCUAACCUUCCAGUCUUUCAAUUUGAUAUUUUAAUGACAAAGCAUGCUUUUCUUUAUUCUGCUUGGAUGGUUGUCAAAUUGCACACAAUAAUUUCUUUAUGGUUCACAUGUAACAACGUCAUGAACUCAACAUGUCUUUCGAAUAAAUUUGAUAUUUUAAUGGACAAAAGUCUUGGAAUGCUUUUUUCAUUUUUAUUCUGCAAAUUGGAUGGUUGUCAAGAAAAUUUUGAAAAGGAUGCACUGUUUUAUGAGGGAACCCAGAAUGACAGGAAAAUAUGAAUAUUGUGUUAAUUGUAGUUAUGUGUGAUUAAAAAAUUUUCGCCUGGGUUAGUUGAGGACAAACUCAAUUUAGUUCAGUGAAAGUGGAGAUGUGAUGUUGCAAGCUAUUGGACAUUUACAAAAGCUUCAGCUAAACAUAGUCUGAGCUAAUAUGCACGUUUACUGCUUGUAAUACCUUAAUGCGGCUCUCUUUGGUCAGAGCAUUUACAGGGCUUGGAAUAACAGCCAGUCAACAGACAAUGUCUGGUCAAAAGUAGGCUUUAUUCAGCCAAAUCCCUAGAUGACUGGACACAAAUGUCAGAUAGUGUAUGUGUUCUUAUAUAGAUAUUUGAUGUAAUUGAUACUUGUCUAACCAAAAAGGGGUUGUGUCCGAGCAAAAUAGGCUUGACCAGACAACUUACCUGUGCCAACGGCAAAAUUUUUUCAAGCCUUGAUUUACUGAUCUUAUUAAAUUUAAAACUAACUUUACUGUCCAUUUCUUGAAUGUACAUCAUCUGAUCAACCAGCAUUCAAAAGUCUUAAGGAACGUUAUACAGAGUUGGUGCAACAGUUUACUGAAUUACAGACAAAGAUGAAAGUGAGAGAGAGAAGAGUUUACCAAGAGAGAGACGAACUGCAUAACCUCGUACAGAAAAGCUAUAUUGCUUUCAAAGAAAAGCAUGGUGAAAAUGAACAAUUGAAGAAGAUUAUACAAGAGCUAAAGGAGAAUUUAAGAAUGACACAAGAGGGUCUUCCAAAGGUAUUUGUGCACUCAUGGUGUAACCUAUUAAGGCAUACUUAAUUGCUUAGAGAAGACUUAUUCAAAAUUCCUUGAGCUAAAUGUUUGUGCUUAAAGGGGAUAUGUCACGUGGAUAUUGCUGUUUUAGGUCAAGUCUUUGCUUAAGUCACUACUCAGUGCCUUUGGGCCCCAUACACAAAAUGUAGCUCAAAAGUCAUCUUACCUGGGGGAGGUACUUUGGUAAAUUUUGGCUGGGUAUGUGCCUGUGGCCUGUCAGAGCCCCUACCCCAUUAUAGUCUAUUCUGUGGCCAAUUAUAGACCCCAUCUUAGUCACUUUUGUGCAAAUAUCAAUUUUCGCGAUCCCAACUUAGUCACUCUUUAUUUAUGUAUGUACCUUAUAUUGAAUGAAGAACACUUUGCUUUUCACCUUCAGCACAAACAUUCUGGUGCGUUUGCUAACCGUAUAAAUGAAGGACUGUCUUAUCCCAAAAUCAGAAAAUGUGCGACCCCAUUCUAGUAACUCUAUAGAAAAUGCGACCCCAUUAUUGUCAAGUAAGGAAGUAUUCGCCCCCGGGUUAUCUCAUCAUUUUAUCAUUCUCAGCAACAUCCUAACAUCUUAAUCUUUUUCCUUUAUUCCUGGAACAUUUGGAAAUAUGCGAAGAGCUUCUCGAACAGCAACGUCCAAAGAACAUGACUUGCGUGACGGCUAUUUUGUUCCAGAUAAACAUGCCAGAAUCUCGCCAGAACAACGCGUCAUCAAUAUAACCCGGAGUAGUCAUUCGAUAAAAAUCGGUAAAUCUGAUUUGAUUGAUGUCGAUUGUAACGAUCAAUCGGUAAAAAUCGAUGACACACUCGUUUCGUUUAUCGAUUUAUCUUGAUUUCACCGAUUUCAUCGAUUUAUAUCGGAAGAUACAUCUGUUCAUCUGUUCAUCCAAUGAUGAAAAUUGAUUUCAUGCCAAAAGUAGAUUUGUUGACAAUUGAGUCGCAAUUCAGUGAGAGUCGAAGGGUCAAAAAAAAGUCGGAGUCACUGUCUUUCCAUGCUUAUUACUUUUCUAAAGGCUUAAAGAACGACAAAUAUACUUCAGGCGAAUCUACUUAAUCCGGGCGAAUCUGCCUGAUAUCACUGCAAGCAGUCUAACGAUCGUUGCGAAGCUUUUUCCACAUAAUCGCUGCAAUCACUGACAAAACGUCAGACACCAGCCCUUAUUUAGAGGAUGUGAAUAAAAUGAAUCUUUAUUUCUUUUUUCUUACCCAGACUGAAGGGAAUGCCUCACGUCCUGGCUCAACCUCAGAGGAAGAAAAAGGCUCAGAAACCAAAAAAUAUAAAACUAUUAUCAAGGAGUUGCAGACUUUAGGACUAGAAGUAAUAGAAGAUGAGGAAAAGUUGUUUAUUAUUCUAACAGAAAGAGAUUACCUGAGAAAGUGGAUGGAAGAGAAAUCGGAUGGGAAUAUCGUAGUGAAAUUUAAAGGAACUCAUUUUGAGGAUACGACGACGGAAACUGAGGGGUUGCUGAUGAAAAACGAACAGGGAGAAACUGAAACUAAAAAGAUGCAAGCAGAGAUUAUUCAACUUAAGAAAAAAAUACAGGACCAAGCUGACGAAUUGGCUAGGUUUUAUAAAGUAUUCAAAGAAGCGAUGGAGCAGAAUUUAAGAUAUACAAAACAGGAAAAGGCUCGCGCUGAGGGUGCAAAGCAAGGUAGGUCUUGAAAAUGCACUCCGUGAGUUGUUAGGCCCGCGCUGUUCAAACGUCGAACUUUACAUGUGCCAAACCUAAUUGUUAGGUUCGGCACAUGUUAAGUUCGACGUAUGGCGGAAUCAAUUAGGAACGACAGGAACGACACUUUUGUAUUUGGGUCGACUCUGCCGUUCUAUUCGACUGAGCUUGUCGAAUAGAACGGCAAAAGGUCGACUUCAAUUCAUAGUACGUCGAACUUCAAAUGUGCCAAUCCUAAUUCAUAAAUUAGUUUACCGUAUUUUUCAAUAUAACCGCGCUUCUGAUUGGCUAUAUAAUGGGUUUUCGCGCCUGUGCGGACAGAACUCACAGAAGCGUAACGACUUUACCCGCAUUCUCGUUGUAGAUUUUUAGACUGAAACUGGACAGCCUAAUACGGUCUUCUAAAAAGUUGCUUUUCUUUAUAUCCAUAAAGAAAUCUUACUUUAUUUUAAAAUUUUUGGCGUCACUUUAUUUUGUCCAAAUGUCAAUGUGAUCCACGAUCUCCUCAGCUCACUCCUUGCUAUAACAGAACACAAAUCACACUAAAAUCAAAACAAGAAUUUUCAGGCUUGGUGAAUUUUAUUUUUUUGCAGUUUAUUUCCCUAUUUUAAGUUAAGAAGUAAGGAUGAUAUUUGUUUUCGCCGCGAAUUUGGUUCGGCACAUGUAAAGUUCGACCGUCUGAAUCAACCCGUGUAAUUACCUAAUUAUUUUUUGUUUCAGUAGUGCUGUACUUCGUUUUUCCUAAACCGCAUUUAUCUUUGUCGCAGGUUUGUCAGACUUAGCAAAAAAACAAGCGAGUGUGGACAAAAAUGAAUGGAGACCAAAGCAGACGAGUUCAGCCAAAGCUGAAUCACUCUUAGCUGCUGUAAGGACACAAGCAGCAGAAGUGAAACAAGCCAAACAUCAUGUGGAUAAACAAAACAAAAGCUUGCGCACAUUGGUAGACUUAACCGAGAAAAUCACUAAAGAUUUUACACAGUUGGUCACUUCCUCGAAGCCUCAAGAAGCUUCUGGCUCCCCAGGGGAAAAUGAAAGUUCCCAGGGAGCUGUAGGUGGAGUACUAUCCAUGUCCCAGGGGCAAGGAACGGGAGAAGAGACCUUCGAGCGCGUUUUCGAUGGCGACGCACCUUUAAGUAUUCCUGUUCAAGAGACGGAGUUAGACAGAUUACGAAACUCUAAGGCAAAGGCAAAGUUGGAGUUUUCCAGUGGUGCGAUGUAUAAUCCGAGAUUAAUUACAGGCGAAACCAUUCCAUCUCCUUCGACUCCGGGUAGGACGGUUCCCAUGGCAACUGGCGUAUCUGAUAGCACCUGGACAGGAGAGAGUGAUAUCGAGGUUAUUGAAGAGGAAGAAGAUUUCGUCGGUGCUGGCUUACCUCGAGGCAAAAUAUGUCCCGUUUGCGAUCGCUUUUUUCCGGAAAGCUUUAGUCAACGAGACUUUGAGAUGCAUGUCAACGAGCAUUUCGAUCAUAACACUUAAAAUAUCAACCUUCGAAUUUCGAAAUGAAGAGCUCUCGCAGGUUGUUUGGAGUGAAAAAUACGCGCCUUUGGCGAGGCGCGUUUUAAGAACAAAGAAUACUCAACCAGCGGAAUGUUCGAUAUCAUUAAACUCAGUGUCACGGAAAUUACGUUUUGCUGAUUACUCGCUAAGACACCUAACUUUUGUGUCCUUAAUGGUUCAUUUUCAUAAAAAAGCAAGUCAUGUGUAGGACAGCUUUAGAGCUGUUGUGGACCUGCAGCAGUAAUACACAAUUGCAGUACACAUACAUAGACGCACACAUGUUUUCAAAGUUAGCCUGUGCAGGCUCUCAUUUAGUAGGGACGUUGAGAACACAAAGGGAAAAUAGGACGCGCAUGAUCUUCCCCCGCGGAUCUUCGCUUUCCCCAGCUCCCGCCCCCGUGCGUUUUUCUCAUCAUUUUUCACUAACUCUGAACAUUGCUAUCUUGAAGCCCGAAACAGGCUUGUUUGAAGGUUGAUCACACUACCGUCGUCUACAAAACCCUUCCCCCACAACCAGCACUUUUCGAACGGUACCGUAAUAGAGCUGUGAGACUGUAUCUGCGGUUUUUCGUCCGUUAUCGGAGAGGACUAGCUGGUCUAUUCAUUGGUAGAUACAACAACAAUAGCAGUACAUGUUCCUUAUAUAUUUUAAUACACUGAUUGUUAGUUGAGCCGGGAAUCGAACCUAAAACUAGCCUUAAAACAAGUGACAAACCGCCACCAACCCACGGCUUAAAACCUACGGCCUGGCCAGUAUCUCACUCAUAUCACCGAAAGUAGAGUGAUUUUUCUCAGUUAGAAUUUUAUAUUUCCUGGAACGCCAAACAGGACGGCUUUAAUAUCACGUGAAUACUAGAAAGCAGAAUUAGGCAAGAGGCAUAAAGGGGAAAGGCUUGGCCGAAGUUUUUCAAGUUUAAUUUGUAUAGUUAAUAGCAUGAUUUUUAGUGAUAUUUGGCAUAAAUACCACGAAUCGUUAUACGUAAUUUGAGACAACUCUGAAAUGUCAAGAGUGGUAUUUAUGCCAAACAUCACGUACAAAUCAUGCCAUUAUUUGUUCAUACUACUACCUGCAAAGGUUUUGUAAUUUUCACAUGUAGGUAUUUCAAAUUAAGCAGAAAUUCCACUGCUCUAAGCCAAUCAAAUUGCAGAAAUUUCUUGUGUAGUAGUGUAAUAGGCCACUUGCUCUAAGAGCCCAUGUCACCAAUGCUUCCUUUAAACAAUGAGUUUGAAUCUUACUGAUGCCAAAAAUUGACAGAGCACAUAAAAAUAAUCAUACCCCCGAAAUUUGAGAGGAAACUCAUUUAAGGGAUAUAUUUUAUGACACUUUGAUUUUUCAACAAAGUAGUAUGAUUUGUAUUGGCCGCCAUGUUGGAGGGCAUGCUCUUGCCCUCCAACAUGGCGGCCAAAACUACUUUUUACUUAUAUCAUGUUAAACGCAUGAUAGUUGCGCUCAGAUGUGCUGUAAACGCUACCAUAUCAUCUUUUCAACAUUUUCCUUGAAGUUUAAGUGCAAAAUUUGUGUUCAGAAAGAGGUAAUUCAUAAUUUUAAAAAUCACAUUAUGGUCACGUGACCAGCUACGAACUUACUCACUUUAAAGGGAACCUCCACUCUUACUAC
Molecule: messenger RNA, 6954 nt
Organism: Porites lobata
Lineage: Eukaryota; Metazoa; Cnidaria; Anthozoa; Scleractinia; Poritidae
Source: the annotation of a GenBank genome assembly